Solenopsis invicta (red fire ant) is the source of this 1612-nucleotide messenger RNA. RefSeq names its product THAP domain-containing protein 11-like. Gene Ontology annotation, molecular function: sequence-specific DNA binding. Lineage: Eukaryota; Metazoa; Arthropoda; Insecta; Hymenoptera; Formicidae. Bases 47 to 799 code for a protein of 250 amino acids. The record is from RefSeq and is a predicted model, not a curated record. The transcript is spliced from 4 exons.
GAGAAAGAAGGCUGCAAAUUGAGCACACCAUGCUAUCCCUUCCACCAUGACUGUGGCUGAUCGCAUUGUUAGACAAAAUCAGAAAAACUGUUUGCAAAAGUGGCAUACAACAUUAAAUAAGAAGCAAAAAAUAAAAAUGGUGCGUUGCGGAGUGGAGAAUUGUCCAAAUAACUCGCACAAUAAUAAGGAUGCAUCAUUCUUCUCUUUGCCAAAACACCAUGAAACGCUCUUGAAGUGGUUAGAAUUCGUAUCGAAUGUUAGGUUGGAUAAUUUCGCUAAGUUUCGAAUAUGUAAUCUGCAUUUUGAAGACACAUGUUUCCGGAAAAAAUAUCCUAGGCCACUAUUACUAAUGGGCAGUAUUCCAACAUUAAAAUCCUUCACAGGUCAUGCCAAUGAAAAAAUCAAUAAAUCGAAGCCGACAAAUGAAAGUUCAACUUCAUCGCCAACGGAUGCAGUCGAUUCAACUUCAUCGCCAACGGAUGCAGUCGAUUCAACUUCAUCGCCAACGGAUGCAGUCGAUUCAAUUUCAUCGCCAACGGAUGCAGUCGAUUCAACUUCAUCGCCAACGGAUGCAGUCGACUCAACUUUAUCGCCAACAGAUGCAGCCGACACAAUUUCAUCGAUUGAUAUGAAUCAAGUUAUCACCGAUUCAAUCGAAAAAUCUGAAUCAUUAUAUGAUCAUGAAGAUAACUCAGAGGAAUCAAAAAGAGCUCGCUUUCAAAUUGACAUUGAUGUGCCGUCAACAUGUAAAGUAGUAGUUUAUGGUAAGCAAAAGUCUGUACUCAUUAAAUGGUUUUAAUUAGUAAAUAGGCUUGUUAUCAUAUUACGAUAAUAAAGGCCUUCUUAUUUCUUGACUGCAGAUCGUAGAAUAUGCAACAAUCUACAUGUUGAUAUUUAUGUCUUAGAUCGCAAUUAAGUUUUUAAUUAAUUAAGAUGAGUGAUGGAAGAAUUGUAUAUACAUUUUUACAAGUGAUUGGGUGCUUUUCAUUUAGUGACACAAAUCGACACAAACGUAUUUGUCUUUCUUACUCAUUGAAUACUAAAAAAAGAAUAGAAUAAUACUUAUAUAUCAAUUUGUAUCGAUUUGUGUCAUUAAAUGGAAAACUCAUCAUAAUUACUACAAAUUUUCAAGUUGAUUAUGUUGAAAAUGAAUGCGAAGAAUUUAGCCGAUCAAAUUCCGUUUAUUACAUCUCGGGGUAUUUAUGUAAAAAAUUCUUUUCUAAACACGAUUGUACGCUAUGUAAAGAUAUAUUGCAAAGUAACAAUGAUACCGAUUUUCAGGAAUAUAAGGCAUUUAUUAUUUGCAAACAAUACGAAGAUUCUGAAGGAUUAAUUCAUGUAAAACACGAAAUUUUCGAAAAAAUACAGACGUGGGAACGACAUUUCACAUCGAUCAUUCGUAAUACUUUUCACUGUAAGAACGUUUGUAAAAAUCUUAUGGCGUUCAACCGAGACUGUUGUCCGCAAAUUAUAUUAUGUAGCGAUGAAACAACAACCGUAUUUUUAAAAAAUUUUAUGACAAUUCGCUGUCAUUGGGAAGCGAGAUUCAUGCGUCAAGAAUUAAAACAUUCCGAAAAGAGACCAAAUAAAGCAACACAAACCAAAAAAGAAA